Messenger RNA from Ceratitis capitata (Mediterranean fruit fly), 2439 nucleotides. Its product is annotated as protein phosphatase 1F. The record is from RefSeq and is a predicted model, not a curated record. The transcript has a single exon. NCBI's taxonomy places the organism in Eukaryota, Metazoa, Arthropoda, Insecta, Diptera, Tephritidae. Gene Ontology annotation, molecular function: protein serine/threonine phosphatase activity. Bases 219 to 1610 code for a protein of 463 amino acids. Gene Ontology annotation, biological process: negative regulation of protein kinase activity; protein dephosphorylation.
AAACAGCUGAGUCCGCGCGUUAACGCUGUGCUAUUUAGAUGAUGCUGGAAUGAAAACAAAUAAUGAAAUAAAUAAGUAAUUGUUAUCUAUAAAUAAAUGAGUAGGCAAGUGGUGUAAUACUAAUAAUUGAAAAAUACGGGCGAUUGAAAUUUAAGUGCAAACAUAUCCCUUUAAUAAUUUUGGAGGCUGUACGUUCAUGUGGGCAUAGCUCUUUAGAAAUGUCGGAAAAGGAAUCUGUGAGUGAACACAAUGCGUCCCAGCCAGAUGAAUGUAUUCGAUUACGUGAAUUUAAGGAUUUUCUACGUGAAUUAGUGCUAGAAGCAGUUAAUAAUGCAUCAAACACUGGCGAGAUGACGCGUGUGUGCAUAUCACGCAGUAGCAAUGAAACAUACCCAGUGUAUUCUCAAGAAGUUUCUGCCGAAAUAAUAAUGACCGUUUGGAAUCAACUUCAAUUAAAGCGAUGCCCAAGAUAUUUUCAAUUAUCAAUACUGCGAAAUGUUUUCAAAGAAUCUGAGCAGGGACUUUGCAAUGCAAAAGAAUGCGAGUUCAGUCUCGCAAAAAAGGAUGAAAAUGUGCAAAGGGACACGGAGAUGGUGUAUGAUUUGGUAAAAUUACAAAAAUAUGUUGUAAAUAACUUGGAAAAAUUUCUAACACGUUUGACGGAUAAUACAGAAGUGAGUAAUUUGCCGAAUUACGCAGAUACGGAAGCAUUAUGUGCCGAUGGCGCAAAAUGCAAUUGCAAUGCAGUGGCAUCAGCAACACCGACAGUUUACACCAGUGGUCAUAUCAAAAAUAAGCCACGUAAAAUGGAAGAUCGUCACGUUUGCUUGGAACGUUUUAGUGAAAUAUAUCAAUUAAACUCGAAAUAUAGUUUUUACGGUGUCUACGAUGGUCACUCAGGCCCUUUGGCCGCAAGUUAUGCGGCAUGCCAACUUCCAUAUAUACUAGCUGAAAGUUUGAAGACGAAAAUUAAUGACACAUAUGAUAUAAAAGACUACCGAGAAGCAUUUGAGCAUGCUUUCUUACAAACAGAUAAAAUGUUUACCCAAAAAAAUAUUUCUAGUGGUACAACAGCUGUUUGCAUACUUCUAUCAAAUCCUGUGACGCCAGCAAACGGUCACUUAUAUGUCGCAUGGGUAGGUGAUUCAAAAGCUUUACUCGUCAGCCCAACAGUGAGUUUGCAAUUAGUUAAAUCGCAUAAACCUGAUGCGCCGGAUGAACGUAAACGGAUCGAAAUGACCGAGGGUGGCGGUACUGUAAUGUACGUGCAAGGACAAUGGCGCGUAAAUGGUAUUUUGAACGUAUCGCGAUCCAUUGGCGACUACUCAGUGGCACCAGCAAUCGCAGAACCUGAUUUUGUGGAUAUAACACUGACAGCGGCUCAUGACUUCGUAGUAUUAGGCACAGAUGGUCUUUUCGAUCAUGUGUCGGAAGCUAAAAUAGUAGAAACGAUAUACAAAUCUUUGGCGGAUGCCGAACAAAAAAUUGAAAACAUUCCGAAAACUCUUAUAGAAUUGGCAAAAGAUGGCGACUCCCAAGACAAUAUUACAGUUGUUAUUGUAUUUUUGAAACAAAGAUCCGAUAUAGUGCAAAAUUUUAAAAACGCCUAAUUUACAACAAUAUUAGCGAGAAAUUAAUUGCAAUAAUAGACGCUAACAAACGUUUUAGGGACUAGAAAUACAGCGAAUAUACAAUAUACGUGUAUUAUACCAUAUUUAGCAGAUUUUAUUCCAACACGUCCGAAUUCUCUAUGGCAAACGAACAAACAAAAGUGCUUUGAAGCUUAGCGUAUUCAACUUGGUUUUGUUUUUGUAAAUAGGCUUUUUAUACGCUUUCAAAUGCUAAUUAUCGCAUUGUUGAAUAUUUGUGCCUGCAGCAAAUUAGUAUAAAUUUGCAAUGUUUUCAGUGCUCAACAGAUGAUCGCUUUAGAAUAAGCGUUCGAAAAAAAGUUCAAAUUUUUAUAAACACAAGUUUAUAUAUUUACAUCAAUGAAAGUUAAGUUGUAUUUUUAAUACAAAUGCAAAUGAUAUAAUAAACCAUAUUUAAAUUAAUACCUUACCACAUCCUUCUGAAAAGUACACAUUUUUAAUAGUAUUUUAUCUUAAUUUUAAAGUUAUUGUUAUCUGCUUACACUACAUAAAUACUAACUAAUCCAACAAAUAUUUGUGUGCAAGUAUGUAUGUACGCAUACAUUAUAAUGGCUAAAUGUUACUUCAGUGAAGCUUUACGUUUUAUAAAUCAAUUUUCGUUUUUAAAAUAGCAUUCAUAGUAAAAUGUUUUGUAUGUUAAAUAAAAGUAAAUAAUUAAUAUAAUCCACAUUUCGCCCACUUCAAUUAUGUACCUACACAUAAAACAAAUGUAGUAUAAGAAACUUUUACAUAAGAUUUUUACCACACAAAUGUAUAAGAAUAACAAUUAAAAUAAAACAAAAUGCUUCAU